Salvelinus fontinalis (brook trout) is the source of this 2173-nucleotide messenger RNA. Its product is annotated as BAG family molecular chaperone regulator 5-like. The record is from RefSeq and is a predicted model, not a curated record. The coding region runs from base 596 to 1999 and encodes 467 amino acids. Gene Ontology annotation, molecular function: protein-folding chaperone binding; adenyl-nucleotide exchange factor activity. Gene Ontology annotation, cellular component: membrane; cytoplasm; cytosol. Gene Ontology annotation, biological process: negative regulation of protein ubiquitination; protein stabilization; regulation of inclusion body assembly. The transcript is spliced from 3 exons. NCBI's taxonomy places the organism in Eukaryota, Metazoa, Chordata, Actinopteri, Salmoniformes, Salmonidae.
AAACAACUGGGAACUCGGAAAUCUCUGACUUCAGUGCUUUCAAGACAACUGGGAAAAAGAGAGAAAAAACGAGCUCCGACUAGGGAAAAUCGUUUUGAAUGGUCAUCCAAGUUCAAGGCGGAAACUCGGGCAUCUGUCUGGAGCUCCGACUGUCCGACUCGAAGUUUGUGUUAGUUAGUGUGCGUGACCACUGAGCUAUAGGUGUGGCCAACUUGCAAAGAUACGUGACUGAGGACGGUCCACGUACUUCCUGUAUUGAAAUUAGGUUGGACGACCAACGUAUAACACCGAUUCCACACUGCUCUCGGAUUACUUUGUCAAAUUAUGUAACAGAACCCUUUGUCUGCGGCAGCACUAGUGUAAUAUUAGCUGUUUGCAUUGUCCGCAUGUGUAUCGAAUUAAACGCCUAACAAGCGUUUUCAUAUUCAAAAAGGUGAUCAUUACGAUCCCGCUUGGCCAGCCUGUCACGCCGGGGGCAUUCUUCCCAUUCCAAUCCCCCUGUGAAAAUGUCUUGCUAGCCAGCUAGUAGCUAUCUACACCUCAGUUUGUGGUUGUGCGUUGUAAUGUUUAGUAUUGUAUCCAUCUCUUCACUACUAUGGCUGUACGUUGGUUAUGCAGCCUGUUUGGGAAGCCCUUUGAUGGUGGGAAGAGAAUGGACCAUGGCAGCCAGCAGCAGCACCCAGCCAUGAAUAGGCUCUAUGAGGUCCAGCGGGAGGUUCAGUCUCUGGGCCCUCAAGUGUGCACCUUCAGCGGGCUAAAGAACGAGCGGGAGUACCGGCGCCUGGAGCGCGAGCUGACCCAGUUGCUCCUGGAAGUGGACCAGGUGGACACGGAGGGCAGGGCAGACCUACAGGGGGCACGCAAGAGAGCAGCCCAGGAAGUAGAGGGACUGUUGCGCUACCUGGAGGAGAACGCCACCCACCCGUCUCGCCUGGCCAUCGAGGAGCUGAGCCGGGAGGCCCAGAGGCUGGUGGAGCAGGGGGUGGUGGAGCCUCAGCAGGCUGGGGGCACAGCAGAGAUCAGUGAUGAGCUGGUGGAUGCUGUGCAGGAGCUGAUACUGAGGCUCACCCAGGUGAAGACAGGAGGGAGAGUGCCCCUCCGCAAGGCUCGCUACCGGGCCCUGACACGACUGUGUGCCGUGCAGGACGUGAUCGAGGGUCGCACGCGCCAGCAGACCCUUCCCCUGUCAGAAGACACGCACGUGGCCGUGCAGAGGAUCAACCAGGUGAUGGUGCAGGUGAGUGUUGCGCGCAGCCAGCUGGUGGCACUGCUGAUGGGGCUGAGUGGGAGGGAUAGCUGUGCCCACCUCUCCCGCGUGCUCACUGAGCUCCUAGUGGAGCUGGAUGCCCUGGACGUGUCGGGGAACGCAGCGGUCAGAAACUACCGCAAACAGGUGGUGGAGGAGAUCAACAGCCUGCUCAAACACCUGGACCUGGAGGGAGAGGGAGACGAUACGCGCAGGUAUGACUUGGGGCAGAAUGACUCUAUCCGUCAGAUUGAGGCGGUGCGUGGUCGGGUGGGCCAGCUGCAGGGGGAGGUCCUGCGACACUGUGGGGUGGGCGACCUCUUCAGGCCGAAGCCUGAGCUCCAGAGUCUCCUCACACAUCUGGACCAGGUAGACACAGCCCGUAACCCCUGUAUCCGUGAAGCCCGGCGGCGUGCCGUGCUGGAGGUCCAGGCUGUUAUCACCUUCCUGGACCUCCGUGAGGCCCUGAUCUGCCGCCAGCCCAGCCCCAACGAGCCCUCACAACACAGGGCUGUGUGGAUAGUCCUGGGCAGCCUGUCAGACCUCCAGGCCCAGGUACUCUGCUUCAAUGGCAAGCAUGCCGACAAGAGCUACAUGCUGCUGGAGGAGCUUCUGACCAAACAGCUGCUGGCACUGGACGCGGUCGACCCACAGGGCGACGAGAUGACCAAGGUGGCCCGCAAGCAAGCAGUCAAGUUUGCCCAGAACAUCCUCAGCUUUCUGGACAUGAAGACAGAUGAGUGGGAGUACUGAUCCACUGGAAAAGACUGGACAUAGCUGUAGGAUGCCCUAUGGAAUUGUAUAUAAACUGGUGCAUCUUCGAUCUAAGAGAGUUGGGGUGUGUAAAUAUUGUCUAAAUCCCAGAAUGCACGUCAGCAGCGCUUUUGUCUCUUUGUCAUUGUUGCUGGUCUGUAGGGGGGGGGGGGG